AUGAGGGUGGUCGCGUUGAUAAGCGGGGGCAAGGACAGCUGCUACAACAUGAUGCAGUGCACACAGGCUGGACAUCAGCUGGUGGCUCUGGCCAACCUGCGCCCACAGCACACAGAUGAGCUGGACAGUUACAUGUACCAGACCGUGGGACACCAGGCUAUAGAGCUGUACGCCGAGGCCAUGGACCUGCCGCUCUACAGACGCACCAUCCAGGGCUGCAGUCUUGACACGAGCCGGGACUACAACCAGACCCCGGGGGACGAGGUGGAGGACCUGUACGAGCUGCUCCUCUCUGUCCAGAGGGUGAGGGAGGUGAUCCGGGGGCCCUCAUGUGUCCGCCAGGGGCCGGGCAGACGCUUCAGGCCAGUGCGAGCCUCAGGAGUCUUGUGGUCUGUGGAUGGGGAGUGA
This is a messenger RNA of Knipowitschia caucasica, 408 nucleotides long. The record is from the annotation of a GenBank genome assembly. Lineage: Eukaryota; Metazoa; Chordata; Actinopteri; Gobiiformes; Gobiidae.